AAACAAAUACCGCUGUGGGGAAUCACAUGAUCAAAAUAAUCUCUAAACCAAAGUUAUAUUUUGAAGAACAUGAAUAAAUUUCCUGUCAUGAUAAGAUAUGAAAUUUAAACAUAGCCUAUCAUAUGACUAAUGAAAAUUGUUAAAUUAUCAUGGAGUUGACAAUAAUGAUAGAUUUCCUGUAAUUACAAACACUAAGGAAAAUAAGAAGUAUCAGUUUCUUGAAGUGUUCCAGAUAACCAAAAGGUAACACAGAAUGGCUGUAAGUUACAAUGACCUCAUCUACGGCGUUGGGAAACCUGGAUAUGCGCCACAUGGAAAAUUGUAUUAUAGUUCUGGUGAACGUUUAUCUACCACAGUAAAUGAGCUGACUGACAUUAUUUGUGAAACUCUCACAGAAAUAACAGACAACAGAGGACCAAUAGAAGAGUUUAUGAUAGGUAAAACAUUUGCUAGAAAGAAAAAAAGAAGAACUUUUGACCCCCUAUACUUCAAUACAUGGAAACUAGAUGGUGGUGUAAAUGGACGAUGGAAUUCGAAAUACAAACAUGAAGGAUUCGACGGGCUGAUAGUCUUUUGUGCUUUCACAAGAGAAUCGCUUCCCAGAAAAGAUUUUAAAGAGGAUGAAGAUGACGAUGAGGAUGAAGAUGAUGAAGGGAAUGAAGAUGAUGAAGGGGGUGAAGAUGAUGAAAUGUCUGAAGAGGCUGAAGAGGCUGAACCGGGUCCGCUGUUCAACCACCAAGAUUACUCGGUGGCUGUCGAACAACAGCUGAUCCACCGCUUUGCUUAUGAGAAAAUGGAUCCAAGAUUGGCCAACUGUUCAUUGAGUACCGGAAAUGUUGAGAAGAAAGGCGCAAAAGCGUAUGUCAUUUAUAUGGCCUUUAAACUCGAUCGUGAAGAAUAAUUCGAAUAUGACAACCAUUCAAAAUUCAAUAUAUGUACUUGUUAAAACUUCAAAACCCUGUGAAUUGUAUAUAUGUUUUAACAUUUGUGUAAAGUUUGAGGAUUUGACAUUUUGUAGUUUUAGAGAAAUCUGGAACUUGAAUGUCCAUGUGUUAACAUUUUUGUUAGUCAAUUUCAUAUGUGGCUAGAACUGGACAAUGAAAAUGAUUUAUUAAAAACAUUUAGAGGCAUUGUUCAGAGCUGAAACUUUAUUAUCAUGUCAAGGGUGAUAUUGUUCUAAUUAUAUUGAUUUUUGUAGCUUUUUUUAUAUGUCUCCUUUUAAAACAUGCCUUUAGAUAUGAAUACCUUUAGAAUCUGGAAUGUGUGGUUAUGAGUUUAAAUUGAUUUAUAAAACUGGACUAAC
Molecule: messenger RNA, 1303 nt
Organism: Mercenaria mercenaria
Lineage: Eukaryota; Metazoa; Mollusca; Bivalvia; Venerida; Veneridae
Exons: 2
Coding region: 254-901 (215 amino acids)
Source: RefSeq, a predicted model, not a curated record